GGGGGCCCCCAAUUUCUCUUUCUCUCUCUCUCUCUCUCAUACACACACUAAGUUGCAGUGACCGAUAUAUAUAGAGGGAGAAUUGAGGAGUGAUUUAUAUACAAGCAGAUUGAUAUGUCAGAGUAAGAGAAGUUGUUGAAGGGAGUAUCGGUUGAUGCACAAAAACUGGAAGGUUCCAAUUAGGGCACUUUUUAAAGAAGACUGUUGCGGAUUCGAAUGCUCCAGUGCAAGAGAAAGCUUUAGAUGCUUUAAUUGCGUACUUAAAAGCUGUCGAUGCUGAUGCUGGAAGGUAUGCGAAAGAAGUAUGUGAUGCGACUGUGGCAAAAUGCCUGACGGGUCGGCCCAAGGCAGUGGAGAAGGCGCAGGCAGUGUUUAUGCUCUGGGUAGAGUUGGAGGCUGUUGAGGUAUUCCUGAGAACGAGAGCAAGACAAAGAGAGAUAGAUCGUCUGAGGUCUGAUGUGGCAGAGCAAAGUGGUGAUAUUUCACGAUCUAUAGCUGGCCCAAUCAUUAGGGAGAAUUAUGGUCAUUCUGAGCGUCAGAUGGAUAGACAUCCAAUGCCCCGGACACUUGCUGGUGCAAUUGGCCCCACGGACUGGAAUGAAGCUCUGCAUGCUAUUGUUAAUGGUUCUCCUGAGCAGUCUGUUGAAGGAAUGAAGGUUGUGUGCCAUGAUCUAGCACAGGCAACCAGUGGUCCCAAAGGCAGUGCUAUGGAUGAUAUUGUCAAAGAUGCAGAUCAUCUUGUUUCUUGCUUGGCAGAUAAGGCCAGAACAGAUCCAAUUGCCAAGACUUUUGACUUUAGUCUGACUGGUAGCCCAUGGUGUCAAGGAGAGUACCCUCGAAGUCUUAUUACUGAACUCCUGGUUUGGCUUUUUGAUGAAAGGGUUCCCAGGAUGGAUGAUGGCAGCCAACUUCGGCAAGCUUUGAAUGUUUUGAUGCUGAAGAUCCUGGAUAAUGCGAAACGAACCUUGUCGUUUGUUGUCCUGAUCAAACUUUUACACCCACUGGACCCGUCAAGAGCGGGAGAUGAUGACAAACCAUUGCGUAGAGUGAAAACUGUUCUACAUGAACUUGUUACACUUCGUGGGACUGCAAUAAAUGGUCAUCUUUAUAUGGUUCCAAUGGACAUGGAACCCCAACCCAUUAUUCUUGCCUACAUUGAUCUUUAUCUUCAGCAAGAACUGGCUGCAAUAUUUAAGAAAAUUGGUGACAAGCAAACAUGCAUCAUUGGUCUUUAUGAACUUUAUCGGAUCACCCAAUUAUAUCCCAAGGUUGAUAUAUUUUCUCAGUUGCAAAAUGCUAGUGUGGCAUUUCGAACAUACAUUAGAGACGGUUUAGCCAAGGUCUGCAUUAAUAUGCUCAACAGUACAAUUUUGCAUUAAUAUGAAUAUUAUAUGCUUAUGAGUUGCUGCCAUUCACCUCUAUUGCUGAUGGAGAAGAAUGCAGCUGCUGGAAGGACGUCUUCAAGUUUACCUUUGUCAACCCUCCCUCGGCUGCCCUAAACUUUUCUUCCCCAAAAUUUAUGCCUUUGUCACCUGUAAAUACAAACCCAUUGAAUAAUGCAAACUCUAUGAACACUAAAGUUGAACCCACAAAUUUUAUGUUACCCACAUCUUAUGCUGAAGAUGACAGGUUGCUAAUGCCAUCACUUUAAGAGGUCCAUUAUCUGAUCAGUUCGAACUACGACAGCAUUUGGGGGAGCAAAGAAAUGACAGAUUCCAAUCUGGAGUUACCAGUGGAACAUUAGAUGCAAUAAGAGAAAGGAUGAAGAGUAUCCAGUUUGCAGCCGCUGCUGGGAACCCUGAAUCUGGAAACAGGUCUUUGAUAACCAUGAGUAGCAAUGUAACCCAUGGACUGCCGAGUCAGUUUCCUCUGGCCACAUAACGAGAUAGUACAGAGACUCCUAUGCAGAGUAGGGUUCUUCCUAUGGAUGGGAAGGCGUUAUCAGGGUUGCAAGCAAGGAUGCAGAGGCUCAAAAGUGGGUCAAUCAAACCUCUUUAGGAAGGCGAGCUGUUGGACAUGACUAAGUGCGAUUCAUUGUACAUCCUCGUAUACCCGUGCCACAUUUGUGUAAAUGAAGAGGCGCACCCUGGCUAUGAUUAUGAAGCAGUCGCCGGUAUCUAUACAUACUAUGCAUUCUCGGAAGCUUGUAUCCUCCCUCAAUUUUGUAGCAGAGGUGUGAUGUGGAGUUGUUCGGCCAGAGUGCAAAUGAUAUUAUGUGGUGUAUUCACCUGUGUUCAACAAUGGCAAUUGUGUAUCAUAGUUGACACUUUUGAACUGUUUGGCAAUUAUGUCUGCCAUCUAGUUUAAGAAUUUUUGGACGUGUUUAUAAAAAUUGCCAUUGAGUUUUCAUAUGGUGGUGUAGUGACUUCCCAGAUAAAAAAAAAGGGGAGGGGGGGGGGGGGGGGGAUAUUAGGAUUCCGUGUCAUUCCCCUUUCUCCUUUUUGAUUAGUUGUUUGAGAGGGGUUCUGUUUAGUGAUCUUGGGUUUAUAUGAGAAGCAUGAAUAAUGUGCCAAGGUCAUGGGAGACUGAUCAUUUCUAG
Ilex paraguariensis (yerba mate) is the source of this 2539-nucleotide messenger RNA. The record is from the annotation of a GenBank genome assembly. NCBI's taxonomy places the organism in Eukaryota, Viridiplantae, Streptophyta, Magnoliopsida, Aquifoliales, Aquifoliaceae.